UGUAGAGUACAAAAAGACCAAAGGGUAGCAUCUCAGCAGUGUGACUAGCUGUUUGGACAAUGGCAGGAAGUUGGCGUGUUCAGUCUCUGGCACUUUGUGUUUGGCUCUGUGUGUUCUGUCAUGCUGUUCCCAAGUGGAGUAAUCUGCCCCAAAGUCCUCAAGCUCUGAUGUUCCAGCAAACUGACCAGCGGUUUCAGAAGCCAGUUCAACAGCAAGCUAGUCAACAGUUUCCUCAGUCCGUUCAACAACAAGCAGGUCAACAGUUUCCUCAGUCCGUUCAACAACAAGCUAGUCAACAAGCUAGUCACCAGUUUCCUCAGUCCGUUCAACAAGCUAGUCAACAGUUUCCUCAGUUCGUUCAACAACAAGCAGGUCAACAGUUUCCUCAGUCCGUUCAACAACAAGCUAGUCAACAAGCUAGUCACCAGUUUCCUCAGUCCGUUCAACAAGCUAGUCAACAGUUUCCUCAGUUAGUUCAACAACAAGCUAGUCAACAGUUUCCUCAGUUCGUUCAACAACAAGCAGGUCAACAGUUUCCUCAGUCCGUUCAACAACAAGCUAGUCAACAGUUUCCUCAGUUCGUUCAACAACAAGCAGGUCAACAGUUUCCUCAGUCCGUUCAACAACAAGCUAGUCAACAAGCUAGUCACCAGUUUCCUCAGUUAGUUCAACAACAAGCAGGUCAACAGUUUCCUCAGUCCGUUCAACAACAAGCUAGUCAACAAGCUAGUCAACAGUUUCCUCAGUCCGUUCAACAACAAGCUAGUCAACAAGCUAGUCACCAGUUUCCUCAGUCCGUUCAACAAGCUAGUCAACAGUUUCCUCAGUUAGUUCAACAACAAGCUAGUCAACAGUUUCCUCAGUUCGUUCAACAACAAGCAGGUCAACAGUUUCCUCAGUCCGUUCAACAACAAGCUAGUCAACAGUUUCCUCAGUUCGUUCAACAACAAGCAGGUCAACAGUUUCCUCAGUCCGUUCAACAACAAGCAGGUCAACAGUUUCCUCAGUCCGUUCAACAACAAGCUAGUCAACAAGCUAGUCACCAGUUUCCUCAGUUAGUUCAACAACAAGCAGGUCAACAGUUUCCUCAGUCCGUUCAACAACAAGCUAGUCAACAAGCUAGUCAACAGUUUCCUCAGUCCGUUCAACAACAAGCUAGUCAACAAGCUAGUCACCAGUUUCCUCAGUCCGUUCAACAAGCUAGUCAACAGUUUCCUCAGUUAGUUCAACAACAAGCUAGUCAACAGUUUCCUCAGUUCGUUCAACAACAAGCAGGUCAACAGUUUCCUCAGUCCGUUCAACAACAAGCUAGUCAACAGUUUCCUCAGUUCGUUCAACAACAAGCAGGUCAACAGUUUCCUCAGUCCGUUCAACAACAAGCAGGUCAACAGUUUCCUCAGUCCGUUCAACAACAAGCUAGUCAACAAGCUAGUCAACAGUUUCCUCAGCAGUUUCAGCCAGUGGCAAAGGCAGAGCCCGUUGACAAAUGUGCUGUGGCUGAUUAUGAGCAGAUCCAAUGUGGACCACCUGGUAUCAGUGGUGCUGAGUGUGCAGCUAUUAACUGCUGCUUUAACGGACAGCAGUGUUACUAUGGGAAGGCCGUGACUGUCCAGUGUAUAAGAGAUGGUCAGUUUGUGGUUGUGGUGGCUAGAGAUGUCACUCUGCCUCGUUUGAGCCUGGAUUCAGUCCGUCUCCUGGGUGGAAAUGAUCCAGCUUGCAGUCCUGUGGGAUCCACACCUUUCUUUGCCAUAUACCAGUUCCCCGUCACUGCGUGCGGCACGAGCAUGAUGGAGGACGGUGGGUAUGUGGUGUAUGAAAACAGAAUGACCUCCUCGUAUGAAGUGGGUAUCGGACCACUUGGUUCCAUCACAAGGGACAGCCAUUUUGAGCUUCUCUUCCAGUGUAGGUACUCUGGUACUUCUGUGGAAGCUCUGGUUGUGGAGGUCAACACUGUUCCUCCACCUCCACCAGUAGCUGCUCCUGGACCCCUCAGGGUGGAGCUUAGACUCGCAAAUGGUCAGUGUUUCACCAAAGGCUGUGCUGAAGGGGACGAGGCGUACACGUCCUACUACAGUGAUUCUGAUUAUCCAGUUACAAAAGUCCUGCGGGAGCCUGUGUUUGUUGAGGUGCGCGUUUUGGAGAGGACCGACCCCAACAUUGUCUUGAUGCUGGGACAUUGCUGGGCGACGUCAACCCCCAGUCCACUCAGUCUACCCCAAUGGGACCUUCUGGUUGAUGGAUGCCCUUACCAGGAUGAUCGUUACCUGACCACAUUGGUUCCAGUGAGUGGCUCGUCUGGUUUUCAGUUCCCAACCCACUACAAGCGCUUUAUUGUGAAGAUGUUCACAUUUGUUGAUCCAUCAUCACUGGCUCCUCUGCAGGAAACCAUCUUCAUCCACUGUAGUACAGCAGUGUGCCAUCCCUCCUCUGGCUCCUGUGAGCAAAGCUGCACUAGGAAACGAAGAGACACUCCCAUCAAGACCAUCUCUAGUGGGCAAACUGUGGUGUCUAGUGGAGAAGUUAACCUGGUCAAGUGAAUUUUAGUGUUUUAAUAAACUUCAUGAAACUCAACAUGU
Molecule: messenger RNA, 2576 nt
Organism: Pimephales promelas (fathead minnow)
Lineage: Eukaryota; Metazoa; Chordata; Actinopteri; Cypriniformes; Leuciscidae
Source: RefSeq, a predicted model, not a curated record